AUGGCUUCAGGUCUCGACUCUUCUGCUUACUUCCUCGAGCGGCUCGCGAAGGUUGGCUUGUCAAAUGAGCUGAGGGACGCGCUGGCCCGAGCCGGGUACACGACCUUUGGGGCUCUUGCUUUUGCGGUCUCCUCGACCCCGGGUGCAGCUAGCGAUGAGGCCGUCUCCCGGUGGGCGCUGCACCUUGCAGAUCCGCUACCGAGUGAGCACCAAAUGUCAGUGUUGCGCCGCUUGCUCUUCGAAGCGCAGUCAAUGUCGAUUGCCGAGAUGCGUGACCGGGUGAAUCAGGCGCCAGGCGAGGCUCCCACUCGCAAGCUGCCAAUGAUAGAGCGGGCUGAAAGACUCAAAGCCCUGCGUCGAAAGUUGCCUGGACUUAUCUUGACCCCGGACACUCUGCCAGCAAACCGCUUAGUGGAUAACUACGUUGACCAGCUUGAUUCGGGUGUGCUCAGCUACGUGAAGCCAGACGCGUGCAUCAGCCGAGCACAGGAGAUGGACUCCAACAAGAGGGAUCCGACCUUGCAGGUACAGGGAAAUGAGCUGAAGCUUGCCGCCAAGCAAGUGGAGCUGAGGUGCUCCAUCAGCACUGACAUGCAGUUGAGGCAAGCUUGGACUCGGAGGUCCCUUGCGAUGGAGCUUGCGCAGCUUGCCUCAUACACCGUGCUAGAAACCUGGGUUCAAAGCCUGUUCUCGAGGAUGCAGCGGGAGCCUCCUGCGGGGUAUCACUCAGUCUCGCUCUCUCAGGUUAUGGCUGCAGACCGGGAGCUUUUUCAGCUGUUGUCGCACAACCUUAUGGGGCAGAUCCAGGCGUCGGCUGGCGCUGCUCGACCCCUCGAUCUCGAGAUCGAAAGCUUAAGCAAGAGCACUGACGUGCUUGUGCACUUGCUGCCGCUUCGACCUCAUCCCGAUCCUAAGCUCCCGCAUAAGACUCCCAAGGGGAAAGGCAAAGGUAAGGCCGCUGAUCAAAACCAGGACGAUGGGAAGGCGCCUAAGUACACAUUGCCCGAUGGAUGUGUUCCCAAGAGCGAGGACGGCAAACCCUGGUGUUUCCUGUGGAAUCAGGGCCGAUGCAAGUUCAAGAAUCCAAAGAAGGGCCGAUGCCCUCGGGGCUUCCACGGGUGCUAUUACCGAGGGUGUGGCAGGCCAGUGCCAUUCAUCGAGUGCACUCACACCGAUCCCGCCUGA
Messenger RNA from Symbiodinium sp. CCMP2592, 1185 nucleotides. The record is from the annotation of a GenBank genome assembly. Lineage: Eukaryota; Dinophyceae; Suessiales; Symbiodiniaceae.